UAAUUCAGUCUUCAGUCUCAUUUUUCUGGUUGUAGGAAGAACAAGAAUUUGGUGGCAAUUCAAUCAUUGUCGAAUUAAUUGGAUACAAGGGAUAUUAACGUUGGAAUCGACUAAUUUGAACUUCCCAUCGUACAAGAAGAAUUUUAUUUUACGAUAUACGUUGAUUGACAACAGAGGUAAACAUCUUGGGUAGAAAAGGCAAAUUUUAAGACGAACGUUAAAAUGGAUAAGAUGAAGGAAAAUAUAAACUACAUGCAGAUCUCUUUGCCUAAUUACUCGUAUGUCUUGAACUUGGAAAAAAAUUUUAUUUAUUGGGAUACUGUGACGCCAAUGAACAAUCAUUUGCCAUACUGCUUCGUAUAUUGUGCUAUCUACGUCAUUCUAGUUUUUUCCGGGAAGUAUUACCUGUCAGAUAAGCCAAAGUUCGACCUAAGACGUUGGCUUACUUUAUGGAGUUUUAUGCUUGCGACGUUCUCCGUUCUUGGCUUUCUUCGAAUGGGAUCAGAAAUGUACCACAUUUUAAGCAAUUAUGGCUUUUACUAUAGCGUCUGUGUUCCGAAUUUCCUUACACAAGACUCCGUUGCAGCCUUUUGGACGUUCUUGUUUACAAUGUCGAAGUUAUUAGAACUCGGUGACACGGCCUUCAUCGUUUUACGAAAGCAACCAUUAAUAUUUCUGCACUGGUACCACCAUAUAACGGUUCUUCUUUAUACAUGGUACUCUUAUGCGGAAACUUCAGCUACUGGCAGAUGGUUCACUACGAUGAACUUCUUCGUUCACUCGUGGAUGUAUUGUUAUUACGGUCUGAAAGCAAUGAGAUUCAAUCCACCAAAAUGGAUAGCCAUAAUGAUCACUACGCUACAAUUGAUACAAAUGAUUGUAGGUUGCGUUAUAGUUUUCGCGGCUUACUACUACUUACAAAACAACGAAUGUAACGUUACACGUUACAACAUGAAACUUUCGAUGCUGAUGUACCUCAGCUAUUUCAUUCUAUUCGCUAGAUUCUUCCAGCGGGCUUAUCUAUCUAAGAAAUCUGAAAACAAAGCUAAAAGAGCAUAUGUCAAUGAAACAUCACGCGAUGACAAGAUGAAAUGAAACAUCGAAGUUUCUUAACUGAAAGACGUAAAAAAUGUUUGUGAUAAAUGAAAUGAAAAAAUUUAAUUUAACAAUCAAUUUUAUGAUGACUAGCUUAGGAUUAGACAGGAUUAGCGUUACAUGUAUUAUUAAUGAAUUAAUAAGGAUCUCCUUGAAAUCGAAAAGAAUCUUUUGACGAAUUUUUAUAAAGUUUCCGACAAAAGAAUUUGUGAGUAUAGAAAUAUUGAAAAAUGUAACAUUUUAAAAAUUAAUAAUUGUGAAAAAUAUCAUCGACUUUUUACCAGGAAAGUUUCGAAUUGUUGCAUUUCUACAGCGAAAAAUAUUAAUUAUUAUUAAUAUUUUACGAACUAAAGAUAAAUUUAAGAUUUCAGUAUUCUAAAAUUUGAGAUAAUACACACGCUUGUUCGAAUGAAAAUUUCUAAUUUCUAAAAAAUUCUCAUUGCGUUCCAUUUUGUACUUGCCAAAUCGUGUUACAGCGAAUUGUAAGAGCUUGCGUUUGUAUUAUAUCUUUUACAUUAUAUAGAGACAAGAUAUUUACGCCGGAUGACUACUUCUUAUAUUUUGCAAUUUAAGAUCAGCGGACUAAAUUAUCAGAUAUUUCAUAUGUUCUUACAGUACACCGGUUGAAAAAUGUGAAGUUUGAGGAUCAUUGCGCCUACGUCGCCUUAGGCUUUACUUUUCAUUCAUCCUUGUAAAGAAGGUUGCCAACUCACAAGGGCAUUUUGAUUAAUUUGCAAAUGUCAAUAUCUACUAAACAAAAUGCCAAACGUAAUGGUCUUUAUCCUUCAUUUUCGUCGUAUUUUCGCUUGUAGAAAUACAUAUCACUUAAAUUUUAAGCUACUUUAAUUUCGUCACCCUGUAUAUCUCAUUGUUCUUUCUCGAUGGAAUCAUGCAUCCUAAUCAAUACUUAAUAUGUAACGCACGAAAAUGUUUAGAAGUAUAUGAAAUUUCAUUAGCACUGUAAUAAAACACGACUACCGUGAUUAUAAUAAGAAAAUUUGAAACCUA
Bombus terrestris (buff-tailed bumblebee) is the source of this 2103-nucleotide messenger RNA. Its product is annotated as elongation of very long chain fatty acids protein 6. Lineage: Eukaryota; Metazoa; Arthropoda; Insecta; Hymenoptera; Apidae. The coding region runs from base 223 to 1095 and encodes 290 amino acids. The transcript has 3 exons. Gene Ontology annotation, cellular component: endoplasmic reticulum membrane. Gene Ontology annotation, biological process: very long-chain fatty acid biosynthetic process; sphingolipid biosynthetic process; fatty acid elongation, saturated fatty acid. The record is from RefSeq and is a predicted model, not a curated record. Gene Ontology annotation, molecular function: fatty acid elongase activity.